AAAGUGACGCUGCAAGUUUGUUCGAAAGUCAAGGACAGAGCACGCGACCUGCGUGUGUCAACAACGCAGUCAUCAGUUCCAGUGUGGAAGAGAAGGAGGAAGGUUGUACUGGUGAAGCCGUCAGAAUGCCGAUUGAUUUGUACCAUAUUGUUGGUAGUCCUCCCUGCCAUUCCGUCCGGCUCCUGUUGAAAACGCUGGGAGUUGGGGUCAACCUGAAAUCAGUCGACUUGCUAAACGGAGAAAACAAGUCACCGGAAUUUACCAAGAUGAACCCGCAACACACCGUUCCGACGUUAAAUGAUAAUGGAUUUUAUGUGGCCGAGAGUCGCACCAUACUGGGCUACUUGGUAGAUCAGUAUGGCAAAGAUGACUCACUGUACCCAAAGGAUAUAAAGGAACGUACACGAAUAAACCAGAUUCUUUACUUUGAUUUGGGGACUCUGUAUCAACGCUUCUCUGAUUACUAUUUUCCAAUUAUUGAAACUGGAAAAUGUGGUGAGCCAGGGAAACUAGUGAAACUUGAAGAGGCAUUCCAGAUUCUGGACAAAUAUCUGGAAGGUCAGAACUGGGUCACAGGAAAACACCUCACCAUUGCUGACUUCACCGUUGUAUCUACAGUGGCUUCCAUUGAAUGCGUUGGGUUUGAUGUCAGCAAGUAUGCUAAUGUGUCCAGAUGGUAUUCAAAUGCACAGAAAAAACUGCCUGGCUAUGACGAGAUUGUUGGGAGUGGGUGUAAGGCCCUUAAGGAGUAUUUUGAUCAAUAUAAGAAGUAAACAGCAGGUUUCAUAUUAUGGGCUCAAAAUAAGAAGUUCAGAAAGCGAAAUGUGUAAUUUCAAUGCAAAAUAUUACUUACAAUAUUUUAUUAAAGAUCUAUAAUGAGCACAAAUGAACUUCAUGAUCAUCUUUGCUUAAAUGUUUCUAAUGUUUGAAAAUUGUUCAUUAUUUUCUUAUGUUUUUCUAGACAAACAGAAAUUUGUGUUCAUUGUGGGGUAUAUGUACCUUCGACAUGGUUGAAUAUAGAGAUCAAAUUGUGGUGGGUUAAAACUUUUUGAUACAGUUAGAAUUUAUGUAAAGAAUUAGGGUGAUAAUGUGAUUACUAUUGCACAUUAUACUACAGAGAAAAUAUAAUACAGUAUUCUUUAUAAGCUCUUGAAAUGGCACUUUUGUGGUGUAUGUAAGUGUAUCUUUUACCUGUAUGUAACCCUCUUCUAAAAGUUUAACUAAGACUGUCUGUUAUUAUGUUUUGUCCGAGAUGAGAGAAUAAUCAUUUUGGGUGUACCAAGAAAAUACAUGGAAAUAUUUAGAAAUUUCAUUCCAGUAUAAAAUUAAUUGCACAAAAGAAUUAAAAAUAUAUUAAUUUUCUUAACAAAUUUCAAGGAUCUAGGAGCAUGUAGCUCCUUGAUACAGCACAACAAUUUUCUGUUUGUACGGUCUACAAAGUACCUGUAAACAGCAAUAUCAGACAUUUUCAAGAAAAUUGUUUUCCUCAUGAAAAGUAUGCUUCAUUGUUUUCAGGCAGUCACUGAGGGCUUAUAAGAAGGUUGAUUCUUUUUCUUUUGAGCUUAGGGUUAUUUGCUUCCAUGACCAAAACCCAGACUCGAAGUCUGCCAUUUGUCAGACAUCAACAAGUGCCUGUUCUGCAGACAUGAAACUCAGUACACUCUGAAAGUCACUCUGCAGUUAGCAGUACUAUAGCAUGUAUUCAUUCUAAAAGAAUAAAAUACUUAUAUGGAACUGCA
Messenger RNA from Cryptotermes secundus, 1739 nucleotides. RefSeq names its product glutathione S-transferase 1-1. The transcript has 5 exons. Gene Ontology annotation, biological process: glutathione metabolic process. Gene Ontology annotation, molecular function: glutathione transferase activity. Bases 126 to 773 code for a protein of 215 amino acids. The record is from RefSeq and is a predicted model, not a curated record. Lineage: Eukaryota; Metazoa; Arthropoda; Insecta; Blattodea; Kalotermitidae.